AUGAGCAAGAGCCGAGGAACUCCGAAGCAAGAUCAAAGAUGGCUUCUCCCAUGAUUACACAGUUUUUCCCUCCCCUAAAAAAUGACCUUAUCUUGAGAGCAGCCAGAGGUGAGAAGGUAGAACGGGUUCCCGUCUGGCUGAUGAGACAAGCUGGACGCUACCUUCCAGAGUACAAUGCCUACAAGAAGGAGCACUCUGCAGAUUUUUUCAAAACGGUACAGACCCCCAGCAUGGCCUGUGAGUUAACACUUCAGCCGUUGCGGAGGUUUGAUCUGGAUGCUGCAAUCAUUUUUUCUGACAUCCUAGUGAUCCCUCAAGUGCUGGGUAUGGAUGUCAACAUCGUGGAAGGCAAGGGAGUGGUGUUUGGUUUUCUGCUGGAAACCCCUGCUGACAUGGAAAGACUUAACACCGGUGUAGAUGUCACAAAGGAGCUUCACUACGUCAUGGAGGCAAUCACCCUCACUCGCCACCAGAUCAAAGGCCAGUGUCCGCUGUUUGGCUUCAGUGGGGCUCCGUGGACCCUUAUGAAGUUUAUGAUUGACGGUGGCUCUCAUUCACCUUUACCAAAAGCAAGGAAGUGGUUGACGAAAUAUCCCAAGGAAAGUCACAACCUUCUGUCAAUCCUUACCGCCAAAGUCAUUGAUUACCUCGUCGCACAGAUCAAGGCUGGUGCACAGAUUGUGCAAGUAUUUGAUUCCUGUGCUGGAGAGCUAGGACCAAUCCAGUUCAACAAAUUCAGUUUACCCUAUCUUAAAGAUAUUUAUUAUGGUGUGAGGGAAAUGCUUUCUGUGGAAAAGGUUGAGCCUGUCCCCAUGGUUGUUUUUGCCAAGGAUGCCCAUUUUGCUCUUGAAGAGCUUGGUAAAAUAGGAUAUGAAGUUGUCUCCCUUGACUGGACUCAGAAACCAUUGCAUGCAAGACGGUUAUUGGGUGCUAAAGUGACCACUCAAGGUAACCUAGACCCAACUUUCCUGUACGCUCCUCAUGAUGAGUUGAAGCUUGCUGUCAAAGACAUGUUAGAGAAAUUUGGUACGAAGCGGUACAUCGCCAAUCUAGGACACGGGAUACACAAAGACACUGAUCCUGACAGUGUGGGUGUAUUCAUUGACGCUGUACAUUCCUAUUCCGAGGACAUGAUUGCGAGGGAAUAGUUAAAUCAAUGGUGCUAAUUUAUGUGUUCACAAUCCUCUGUGAUAUGGCAGAAAUAUUUCUGUUUUGGAAAAGGAUAUUUUUAUUUGUAUGAUGAAGGCUAAAAUUUGAAAGAAAAAUGUAAAGAAAGCAAAUCAUAUAAACAUGAACAUAAGUGUUGUCCAUUUUAAAAUAUUUAUGAAUAUUUUUGUUAUGAAAACAUUGGUACAUUCAGAAUUAAUAACUUUAUUUUGAAACAUCAAAGUCUAAGAGUCAUAACACCUAAUACCCUGAACAAGGAGAAAAUAGUGGAGUUAAAGUAAUGGGAAAUAAAUAUCUGUUGAGUUGAUUAACUUUGAAUACUUACAGAAGUUUGUACAUAUCUCCUCAGGACUUUAAGAAAAUGGUUUUGAAUAUAUCAUAAAUGUUAUUAUAGAUUAUUGGUAUGGAUAUAUAGCUGAGAUCAUAUAUAAAUGUAAUAGUUUAAAAGUGCAAUAAGGACAACAUCUAUCUCUCUAGGCCACAAAGGUGUGUUUGGUUGCCAUGGUUGCCAAGCUCAGAUACAAUCCUUAUACAGCAAAUUAACAUCAAAAUCAUUCAGUCAGUGAAAUAUUCCGUAACAAACUUAACACGCCACUGGCCCUUAUCUGCUGCAGGCGACAUUCAUUACAGCUCAAAGUAGUGUGCUGGCAGAAGGUGUGCAACAUUUGCGCAUGACCUUAUUUUGAUGGGUGAAUAUUUUCUGGAUUAAUGACAUCACUAUAUGACAAGUCUGAAACCAUGGGGACAUUGGACUCUAGGUAGGAACUGGAGAUGUACCAGUCAUCACAUGUUGCAGUAGAAAAAUGUCAACUUUAUUUAACCAUAAAAGCUGUUGUUAACAUCUUACAACAGUUAAAAUGGACGAUGUAGCCUGUUAUGUAGGCAGCUCGUGAUUUUUGUGGAUUUUUUUCACUCAAAGUGAGGAAGUCAGAUUUACAUUGAUUAAAUUUGUUUACUUUUUGAAAAAAUUCACAGUAUGAAUUAGCUUUACAUGGAAUAAUGGUAUACCUUGAAACAAACUGUCCUGCUCAGGAUGAUAUUUCAUAUCUUGUGAUAUCUCCAGUAAAAUCCUAGCUCACUGAAGAUUGUAGGAUAUGUUUGUUAAUAUAAAACACUUAGAUGGAUAGAACUUCACUUUACAUCAGAACACAUUUCCUAUACUUGUUAAAGGCCUUAAUGCCUAAUGGCGGUUGUAGUGGAAUGGUAUAUGCUAGUACUGGUAGACUUGUUAAUGUACACAUAUGCUAUGGUACAUGUAUGGUAGGACCUGUACUUGUUUGUGGUGUGAACAUUCUGGUGUAUGGUGUGCUGCUAAAAUCUGGACCUGCUUCUGUAUGAUAAGUGAGAGGUGUAUGGAUUAAUGAUGUAAACAUGGUCUGAAUUCUGGAGAUUUAGUAGGUGUCUGGAUUACUGGUACAUGUUUAUAUAUGAGUGGGUCUGAAUUCUGGAGAUUUAGUAGGUGUCUGGAUUACUGGUACAUGUUUAUAUAUGUGUGGGUCUGAAUUCUGGUGAUUAAGUUAUCGUCCGGAUUACUGAUGCAUGUUUAUAUUUGUGGGUCUGAACUCUGGAUGUGAUAGGUAGAUGUUGACACUAAUAUAUUUGAUUAUUUCUGGUGUAUUUAUGUCAGUGGGUGAGAGAGAUCAUUAAAUAGCAUGGUUGAAGGCUAAAGCAGUGUUCUGUUCUGAAAUACUAUGGCAGUUGUUAUGGCCUCUUUGAUUUCUACAUCACAAACAUAUUUACCGUAGCAAUUUGAUUUUCAUUCUGACCCUUGACAUCUAGCUCAAUAUCAAUGCAAUAUAUUGAUACUAUUUUAUCAUACAUGAAGAAAUUUAAAUAAGAAUCUUCAUAACUUAGCAAUCAACAUGUACAGUUUCUUUUCUAAAUCAAUGAUGAAGUUAAAAUUGUUCAGAAAAUACCGAUGCUUAUUGUAUGUUGAUUCCUGUUAGGGCCAUAAUCUUUAUUAAAAAAGGGUGUCUACAUCAUGUUGGUAAAGAAUUGGUUAGAAUUGCCUUGCGUAUUAUGAUGAAAGUUAGUAUGAUCUUGAUUUUAGAUUUUAAAUCCUGGUGACAUCCAAUAAGACCUAAUGCAUUUGUAAUGUAAAUGAACAAAAUAGUGUACUUUCCUUGGGCAAGUGUGUUUAUUUUUUUGUGCUUGCCAGACCUGAAAUCAGUUGCCCUGUGCAUAGAGGAUUUUUACACCCCAGCAUUUUGUUUUAAUUGUUCUUCAAAGAAAAAAUUGGAACAAAAUGUAUAGACACUGCUUCAGUGACUAAAACUAUGCUCAAAAAACAAUGAAAAGCCAUCUCAGUUUAUGUAUGAAGAUCUAUAUUAUCAUACUUGGGUCGCCUCUCUGAAAGAUUUCCACCCAGGAAAUAUCUUCUAUUAAUGACAAAUAAUUAAGCAGAAAACACAUUUACAUUCGUAACCCCUGGGGUAAUUCUAAAUAAUGAGCUUAUAAUUAAAUGUUAAGGAUCCCUGUCACACUGCACUGAAGUCCUGGGUUUGAAUCCCGGUCUAGCUCCACUGAAU
Messenger RNA from Mizuhopecten yessoensis (Yesso scallop), 3695 nucleotides. Its product is annotated as uroporphyrinogen decarboxylase-like. Lineage: Eukaryota; Metazoa; Mollusca; Bivalvia; Pectinida; Pectinidae. The transcript is spliced from 10 exons. Gene Ontology annotation, biological process: heme biosynthetic process. Gene Ontology annotation, cellular component: cytosol. Gene Ontology annotation, molecular function: uroporphyrinogen decarboxylase activity. The record is from RefSeq and is a predicted model, not a curated record. Bases 39 to 1148 code for a protein of 369 amino acids.